CAGCGCGCAGGCGCAGUUCCCGGCUCCCGGCGGCGUGUUCCUCUUUUUUCCGGGAUCCCAGCGUCCCAGCAGGUGAACCCCGACUCUUCACAGUCAGCCUCCGGCUCCGGCUUACCCUGUGCUCCGGUCCCUCGCCCCGCAGUCCCCCAGCUCCCGGGGCCGCUGCUCUGGCCCGCACGCCUCUGCCGGCGACAGACCCAUGGCCGAGCGCGGGGAACUCGAUCUGACAGGCGCCAAGCAGAACACCGGAGUGUGGCUGGUCAAGGUUCCUAAAUAUUUGUCACAGCAAUGGGCUAAAGCCCCUGGAAGAGGUGAAGUUGGGAAACUGCGGAUUGCCAAAAAUCAAGGAAGGACUGAGGUGUCAUUUACUUUGAAUGAGGAUCUUGCAAAUAUUCAUGAUAUUGGCGGAAAACCAGCUUCAGUCAGUGCUCCUAGAGAACAUCCAUUUGUCUUGCAAAGUGUUGGAGGACAGACAUUAACGGUGUUUACUGAGAGCUCAUCAGAUAAGCUUGCACUGGAAGGAAUAGUGGUACAAAGAGCUGAAUGCCGACCUGCUGCCAGUGAAAACUACAUGAGAUUAAAGAGAUUACAAAUAGAAGAAUCUUCCAAACCUGUAAGGCUAUCACAGCAACUAGACAAAGUUGUGACAACCAAUUACAGACCUGUUGCUAAUCAUCAGUACAAUAUUGAAUAUGAAAGGAAAAAGAAAGAAGAUGGAAAACGAGCUCGAGCUGAUAAACAACACGUUUUAGACAUGUUGUUUUCGGCCUUUGAGAAACAUCAAUAUUAUAAUCUUAAGGACUUGGUGGACAUCACAAAACAGCCUGUGUCGUACCUGAAGGAAAUCUUAAAAGAAAUUGGUAUUCAAAAUGUAAAAGGGAUCCACAAAAACACAUGGGAGCUGAAGCCAGAGUACAGACAUUAUCAAGUAGAAGAAAAGAGUGAUUAAGAAGACUCGAAGCCUGCCUGCUAACAGAACAACUAAAGAGUGAUGCGCUAAGCAAACGGCCUUGAUACGUGAAUCCUUGAGCACCAUCUGUUAUAGGGGGAAAAUGACUGGUACUUUAAUUUCUCUAGGUAAAUUUUUUAAACAAUAAUUCUUGUCAAGUUGCUUAAGUGAUUUUUGAGGAAAAAGAACACAUUUAUUUAUAUACUUAAUCAGAUUAUUCAUGAUGGGGUUGGGGGUUGAAGAAGGUUUUUCUUUUUAAAUAUUAACUUUUAAAAUGUAAAAUUAGGAAAUGUUUUCUAAAUGAGGACUCCCCGUCCUUGUUUCUCUCUGAGGAGUUGAGGUAAUACAGAUCCAAACUGAAUGGCAUAGCAGGAAAAAAGUAGUCAACUACAGAAACUCUCAAAAGGAAUUAAAAACAGUUCCUUAUUCUGAAA
Molecule: messenger RNA, 1383 nt
Organism: Eubalaena glacialis (North Atlantic right whale)
Lineage: Eukaryota; Metazoa; Chordata; Mammalia; Artiodactyla; Balaenidae
Gene: GTF2F2
Product: general transcription factor IIF subunit 2
Exons: 8
Coding region: 200-949 (249 amino acids)
Biological process (GO): transcription initiation at RNA polymerase II promoter; transcription by RNA polymerase II
Cellular component (GO): transcription factor TFIIF complex
Source: RefSeq, a predicted model, not a curated record